AUGGCGCACACCGCUUAUGGAGACGUGAGUUAUUAUUUUAAGGAGGAGAUGAAACGCGGAUCUGUAAUUGGACAUAUAGCAAAGGAUCUCGGACUCGAUGUGAACAGACUGCCAUCUCGUAAGGCUCGAAUUGACACUGAAGGUAACAGAAAACGAUACUGCGACAUUAAUCUGAAUACUGGAGAACUGACCGUAGCAGAGAGAAUCGACAGAGAGGGACUGUGUGGAAAGAAAGCCUUAUGUGUCAUAAACCAGGAGCUCGUCCUUGAAAGCCCUCUAGAACUGUAUCGCUUCAUUAUAAAUAUUGAAGACAUAAAUGAUAAUUCACCACAGUUCACAGAGAAUGUCGUUAAAUUCGAAAUACAGGAAUCAGCAGUCAAAGGAUCUCGCUACUUAUUAGAUGAGGCCCAUGAUGCCGAUAUUGGUCUUAAUUCUGUGCAAUCAUAUACACUUCAAAACAAUGAACACUUUAUUCUAAAUAUACUAACCAGAGAAAUUGGAAGAAAAUAUGGUGAGCUCGUGCUGAAUAAAGAGUUGGAUCGUGAGCAGCAGAAAGAGGUGACAUUAAUUCUCACUGCGGUAGACGGCGGGACUCCACCGAGAUCAGGUACUGUAGCCAUAUACAUCACUGUGCUGGAUGCUAAUGAUAAUGCUCCAGUAUUUAGUCAGGAUAUCUAUAAAGUCAGUCUGCCUGAAAAUGCUCCUGUAGAUACUGUAGUGGUGACAGUGAGCGCUACUGAUGCUGACCAGGGACAAAAUGGAGAAGUGACAUAUGCGUUUAGUCAUUUAUCCGAAAUUGUCCGGCAAUUAUUUUACCUUGAUACAAUGUCUGGAGAGAUUAAACUUAAGGGACUCAUGGAUUUUGAGGAGGGGAAUUCAAUCGAACUGCCGAUUCAAGCUAAAGAUGGUCAAGGGUUAGCCAGUCAUUGUACAGUAAUAAUAGAUGUUAUUGAUAUCAAUGAUAACGCUCUUGAUGGAGCUGUAGCCAUUCCCAGCGCGUAUCUCCCUCCAAAUUACGCAGAGGUGGAGGGCGCGGGAACUCUCCGCAGCGCUUACAAUUAUGACGCAUACCUGACCACGGGCUCGCGCACUAGUGACUUCAAGUUCAUCAGAUCUUAUAAUGAGAGCACGCUGACUGCUGACCUGACUCUGAAAAAGACUCAGUCUGCUGUGGAUGAUCUUGAAGGGCUCGACGCGGAAAUGAGUGAUUCGUUUCAGCAGACUCUGUUAACGAAAUAUUUAGGGUCUUUCAUGUGUUUUAUUGCAAACAAGUGA
Sinocyclocheilus rhinocerous is the source of this 1275-nucleotide messenger RNA. Its product is annotated as protocadherin beta-15-like. Gene Ontology annotation, molecular function: calcium ion binding. Gene Ontology annotation, biological process: homophilic cell-cell adhesion. The transcript has 2 exons. The coding region runs from base 1 to 1275 and encodes 424 amino acids. Lineage: Eukaryota; Metazoa; Chordata; Actinopteri; Cypriniformes; Cyprinidae. Gene Ontology annotation, cellular component: plasma membrane. The record is from RefSeq and is a predicted model, not a curated record.